Molecule: messenger RNA, 590 nt
Organism: Hypanus sabinus (Atlantic stingray)
Lineage: Eukaryota; Metazoa; Chordata; Chondrichthyes; Myliobatiformes; Dasyatidae
Product: tumor necrosis factor-like
Exons: 4
Coding region: 30-590 (186 amino acids)
Biological process (GO): immune response
Cellular component (GO): membrane
Molecular function (GO): tumor necrosis factor receptor binding
Source: RefSeq, a predicted model, not a curated record
CGGCCGUGGCUUUCUACGUCUUAUUCCGCAUGGCUGGAGCGUCCACACCGGCACAGGGAAACCGGAGCGCGGUCCUGAGAGACAAGGAAAGCUUUCCUCAAAGUAACGGCUUGCCUCAUCUCAUGAAGCAGGUGGGAGACGGCUCGAGAGGGAAAAUCGCUGCUCACCUCACCGCAAAUCCCAACAAGGCCUGGUCCAAAGAGUUGAUCUGGCAGGAUGAUGUUGGCAUUGCCUUCUCGUACGGCAUCGAGUUCUCCAACAACAGCCUUUUGAUCCAGCAACCCGGCCUAUACUUCAUCUACACCCAAGUGGUCUUCUACGCCAGGCAGUGCGAUGGAAAGACCAUCUUCCUCAGCCAUGACAUGCACAAGCUCUCACCUUCCUACCCAGAGGAGACAAUCCUCCUGAAAGCCACCAAGUCCGUCUGCCACUACCAUCAUCACAGCGACCCCUGGUUCAAGACCUCCUACCAGGGUGCCAUCUUUGAACUGGAGGCCGGCGACAGGAUCUUCUCCAGAGUCCCCAAGCAGGUGGUCACAUACUUGGACACAAAGGAAGGCAAGACCUUCUUUGGAGUGUUUGCUUUGUGA